Molecule: messenger RNA, 939 nt
Organism: Talpa occidentalis (Iberian mole)
Lineage: Eukaryota; Metazoa; Chordata; Mammalia; Eulipotyphla; Talpidae
Product: olfactory receptor 4L1-like
Exons: 1
Coding region: 1-939 (312 amino acids)
Biological process (GO): G protein-coupled receptor signaling pathway
Cellular component (GO): membrane
Molecular function (GO): olfactory receptor activity; G protein-coupled receptor activity
Source: RefSeq, a predicted model, not a curated record
AUGGAUCUUAAAAACGGAUCUGUAGUGACUGAAUUUAUUUUACUAGGAUUUUCUGCAAAAUGGGAACUUCAGAUUUUCUUCUUUGUGGCAUUCUCCUUGAUCUACGGUGCUACCGUAUUUGGAAACAUUCUCAUUAUGGUCACAGUGACAUUCAGUUCCACCCUACACUCUCCCAUGUACUUCCUCCUUGGAAACCUCUCUUUCUUCGACAUGUGUCUCUCCACUGUAACCACACCCAAGAUGAUCACAGACUUGCUCACUGUACAUAAGACCAUCUCCCUGUGGGGUUGCAUGGCCCAGAUGUUCUUUAUGCACCUCUUUGGGGGUGCGGAGAUGACUCUUCUGAUAGCCAUGGCCUUUGAUAGAUAUGUAGCCAUAUGUAAGCCAUUGCACUAUAGGUCGAUCAUGAGUAACAGAUUGCUGAAUGGAUUUGUGAUCAUUUCAUGGAUAAUUGGUUUUAUACACACCAUGAGUCAGAUGGUAUUAACAGUGAAUUUACCUUUUUGUGACAACAAUGUCAUAGACAAUAUAUUUUGUGACCUACCCCUUGUGAUUAAGCUUGCUUGUAUUGAAACAUACACCCUGGAAUUGUUUGUCAUUGCUGACAGUGGGCUGCUCUCAUUCAUCUGUUUCAUCCUCCUUCUUAUCUCCUACACUGUCAUCUUGGUCACCGUUAGACAAAGGUCAUCUGGGGGGCUCGCCAAAGCUCUGUCCACAUUGUCUGCCCACAUCAUUGUGGUCACUUUAUUUUUUGGACCUUGUAUUUUUAUCUAUGCCUGGCCAUUCAAUAGUUUUGCAGGCAAUAAAAUCCUUUCUGUAUUUUACACUGUUAUGACACCCUUACUGAAUCCUAUUAUUUAUACCCUGAGAAAUGAGAAAAUGCAAGGAGCCAUGAGAAAAUUACGGUUCCGAAAUGUUAGCGCUAUGCAAAACUUCUAG